CUUCCGCGCUAUAAGUUUCAUCUUCUCCUCGUUUUUUCAAUCACGAGUCACGUUUCAAGAACUUCUGGUACCCAGUUUCGAUCAUCCCUCUUUGUUCUCAAAUCCCCAGAAACCAUGCGUCCUCCAAUCAAGAAGAUCAACUUUUGCAGAGGCCAGAGCGUGGAAAUCUCCGUCAAGGAAGACGGGUUUCAUGGAUCGUACUACGAAGCGAAGGUGGUUUCUCAGCUCGAUAAUGGCCUCUACGUCGUCCAGUACAAGACCUUGCUCGAAGACAACGAGUUCCAAUUUCUGACUGAGACUGUGUACCCCAAGGAGCUUCGUCCUCUGCCUCCCGCCAUCCCUGUUCGGAGGUUUUCUACUAACCAGAAGGUCGAUGCUUUCGACAACGAUGGUUGGUGGGUCGGCGUUAUCACUCGAAAAGAUGGCCCCGACGCCUAUUUCGUGUAUUUCGCCACCACAGACCAGGAGAUCGCUUACCCUCUCUCUCAGCUCAGGGUUCAUCACGAUUGGAUCGGCGGCAAGUGGGUUUUGUCUAAGAAAGAAGGGAGGGCUUUCUUGUGAUUUCAAUAGUUGUUAUGUUACGACCCCAUCAAAACUCAAAAUCCACGACUAUGGACAUCUGAUUGUAAGAUUUAAGAAUCAAAGGUUGUUCUGAAGGCCGAUUAUAUCUUUCU
Prosopis cineraria is the source of this 674-nucleotide messenger RNA. RefSeq names its product protein AGENET DOMAIN (AGD)-CONTAINING P1-like. The record is from RefSeq and is a predicted model, not a curated record. The transcript has 2 exons. NCBI's taxonomy places the organism in Eukaryota, Viridiplantae, Streptophyta, Magnoliopsida, Fabales, Fabaceae. Bases 115 to 561 code for a protein of 148 amino acids.